CAGCGGUAGUACUUUGGAAGUGGUUUGAGGAGCCAAAAGCCUCUCCUUAGUUUGGCAUCAGCCCUUGUCAGCCCUAUCCCCAUAUUUGACCCCACAUCAUAUUUGGUAUCUCCUCUUCUACCUCUUUCACUCUUGUAGACUUUGUGAACCAUGACUACUGGAGUGUAGAAGAAACACCAAAGUUCCCUUCCCUUCCUUCCCUUCUCUUGGGCACUGCCGCAAUCUUAUACCUCCUUCCCUGCAUACAGCGUGGUCGAUCGAUUGGACUCAGCUCGGAGGCGGCAGCGAUGAGCCAGCAAGAUGCACAGAGCUCCAUGAGGGUCACCGUCGACUCCUUCUCCGAACUCCCCUUCAUCCGUGCCUUACCGGCUGCUGAGAACACAUCCAACGGUAGUAGCGCGGCCAUCCGGCUGUUCGGCAUCGACUUCCCCACGGAUCCUGAUGCAUCAUCACAAGAUGGCUCCUUCAACGAUCCUCCCUCUACCACUGAAACCAGUAACACCCAGCAGAGCGCCGCCAACGCAAUCGCCAACACCGACAGUGGAGAGAGCGCCAAGAAGUUCGAGUGCCACUACUGCUGCCGCAAGUUCCCGACGUCGCAAGCCCUUGGCGGGCACCAGAACGCCCACAAGCGGGAGCGCCAGCACGCGAAACGAGCCCAUCUCCACUCGGCUAUGGCCAGCCAACACUACCACCAUCCCAGCUUCGUCUACGGCUACCUCAACUACCGCAAUCUGUGCUCCGCCCCCUCUACCGCCCGCUUUGACCACCCACCACCACCGAACUACCCUUCUUGGACCACCACCGCCCCUACCAUCAACCCCGCGGCUCGCUUCUACGGCGGCUUAGGUUCCUCAUCUCAGCCCGUAAACGGUAGCCCGAUCCCCGAGCCAUGGAGAAUGCCAGUGCAUGGCUGUACCGCAAGCUUCCAGGAAGACUAUCCACCCGCGCCACCUUCUUUUGGAGGGAGAGACACGAAGGAGGUGGCCGUGGAAGGAGGCGGUGGUACUAUCGGCUUCUGUUCCUCUUCCUCUUCUUCUUUGGCUUCCCAAAAGGACCAAGGUGGGCUUGAUUCAGCCUCCAAGAAUGGUUUGAGUUUGGAUUUGCGUUUGUGAUUGAUUCAUAGCAGUCCGGAUAGCAAAUAUUUCGUUGAUGAAUUGCAUGUCUCUCUUAAUCUCCAUCACAUACAACUUUUCUCUCACUCUCACAAUCAUAUUUAUUGCUUCCUCAUUUGUAGUAAAGAAACUGGAAUGUUAUCACC
Musa acuminata subsp. malaccensis (wild Malaysian banana) is the source of this 1261-nucleotide messenger RNA. RefSeq names its product zinc finger protein 8-like. Gene Ontology annotation, molecular function: DNA-binding transcription factor activity. Gene Ontology annotation, biological process: response to gibberellin; trichome differentiation; trichome morphogenesis. NCBI's taxonomy places the organism in Eukaryota, Viridiplantae, Streptophyta, Magnoliopsida, Zingiberales, Musaceae. The record is from RefSeq and is a predicted model, not a curated record.